Oncorhynchus masou masou (cherry salmon) is the source of this 3572-nucleotide messenger RNA. Its product is annotated as zinc finger protein 239-like. Gene Ontology annotation, molecular function: RNA polymerase II cis-regulatory region sequence-specific DNA binding; DNA-binding transcription factor activity, RNA polymerase II-specific. The record is from RefSeq and is a predicted model, not a curated record. NCBI's taxonomy places the organism in Eukaryota, Metazoa, Chordata, Actinopteri, Salmoniformes, Salmonidae. The transcript has 2 exons. Gene Ontology annotation, biological process: regulation of transcription by RNA polymerase II. The coding region runs from base 966 to 1985 and encodes 339 amino acids.
UUGAACUCACUGAAGUCAAGUUUUCAUAGUUCCGAGUUAACAGUUGUUUUGAGUGUGGCACAAAUACUGCUUCAUUGACAAUUCAUUCAAAUUGGGUUUGAUUCACACCCUGCCAGUGUGCCUGGAGGACAUUGGGUUUGAUUCAGACCCUGCCAGUGUACCAGGUGGACAUUGGGUUUGAUUCAGACCCUGCCAGCAUGGGCAGAAAUGUAUUCCAAGGUCAGUAACUUAUAACCACAGAACCACACCUAGACCUUUCAUGCAUGACUAAAAAUACCUAAGUAUUAGAUUUACUGCCAUGGUCUAGUAUAUCACCGUGUAUGUCACCGUCUCAGAGACCAUUCACAAUGCUGGAUGAGGUACGAGUAAAUCAUUACAUAUUAUUUCCUAACCAUUCACAAUGCUGGCUGAGGUACGAGUAAAACAUGACAUAUUAUAGACCUACAAGGUGUUUGCCUACGGAGCAGAAAGGUGAACUGCCACUCUCUACCUUCAGGCUCAAAUCCAACGCCCCGACCGAGUAGUUUAUAGUUUGGGUUCUGACGAGGUACGACAGUUGAACUAAACUCAUGAGACAAGUUAUAUUCUUCAAUAAUCAAUGGGUACAUAUAAUGAAUUUAUGAGUGGAAAAAAAUGAUGUAGCAACUGUGGAUCACCAAUUCAUAAUUGUUUUUGUUUUUUUAGGCGGUGCAGCCAGCGUGUGACGUAUAAUCUAGUGGACGGGACACUUCAACAAUAACAGCUCGUCCGACACCUCAGCAGCUAGUGAACCAAUAUAGCCGAACGAUUCAAGCUCUUUAGACUGUUUUGGUUGACAUUAGUCACCGUGUUUUAAGCCCACUUCUUUCGUAUCUACCAGUUGCCCCAUUUGAUUUAAUAUUUACGUUGUUGUUGGUAGUCAGCUACAUCAGCUGUCUCGUUAAUUUAGCACUAGCCGCUAAUUCAGGCUAGCUAGCAUCCCGACCAUGAGCUUCCUAAACUACUCACUCGUUAAAGAAGAGGAGGUCUGCUGGACGGAGAAAGAAGCUCUGGGGCUGAACAUUGUCGUGAAAGAGGAGAAAGAAGAGGAGGAUGUCACAGUAAAAAUAGAAGUAGAGAGUGAGGAGGAGGGAGCGAUAACUGUCAUAUUGAAAGAGGAGGAAGAAGAGGAGGAGAGAGGAGAGAGACUUGACUAUCGUGGAUCUUCUGGGGAGCCUCAACAACAUCAUGAUGCUGACGACGCAGAGACGAGUCUCUCCAGAUCAGAACACCUCAAGGAACACCAGCUGAAACCCACGGGGAAGAAACCUCACUGCUGCUCUGACUGUGGGAAGACUUACUCAAGAUCUGAUUCACUAAAAGUACACCAGAGAAUUCACACAGGAGAGAAAUCUUACAACUGUGAUCAAUGUGGAAAGAGAUGCUCUUCUUCAUCAGAACUUACAAUACACCAGAGAAUCCAUACAGGAGAGAAACCUUAUAGCUGCUCUCAGUGUGGAAUGAGUUUCUCUCGAUCAUAUUCAUUGAAAUCACACCUAAGAAUUCACACAGGAGAGAAACCAUAUGGCUGUGAUCAAUGUGGGAAAAGUUUUGCUACCUCAGCUAACCUGACUGCACACAAGAGAAUACACACAGGAGAGAAGCCUUACCACUGCUCUGACUGCGGAAUGAGCUUUAUCACUUCAAGGGAACUACUCCUACACCAGAGAACACACACAGGAGAGCAACCUUAUAGCUGUGAUCAAUGUGGGAAGAGUUUUACUCAGUCAAACAACCUGAUAUCACACCAGAGAACACACACAGGACAGAAGCCCUAUACCUGUGAUCGGUGUGGGAAAAGCUUUACUCAAUCAGGUCACCUGAAAUCACACCAGAGAACCCACACAGGAGAGAAGCCUUAUAGCUGUGAUCAGUGUGGGAAGAGAUAUUCUGAUUUAAGAGAUCUGAAUAAACAUAAUAACAUACAUCCAGAUUGUGGAAUGAUUGCCAACACCAGUCCUGGGUAGUAGAACAUAGAUUGUGGAAUGACUGCCAACACCAGUCCUGGGUAGUAGAAAACAGAUUGUGGAAUGACCUCCAACACCAGACCUGGGUAGUAGAACACUGCAUCGUGAGGUUUUUAUAUAGUACUUGCGCAGAGCAUUCUAUAUUGGACAUUUAGAAAAAAGUGUGUUUGUGUUGGAGGGGUUGUUAUUCACACUCAUUUUCUUUCCUGAUUGAAGUCAACUUUAUUUUAAUCUUUAGUUUUUCCUCACCACAUGGAAUGAAUGUCAGAAUCCUCUCAAAUUACACUCCCUGGUGUCUUUUGGUCACUUCAGGGAUUUGGUGAGAUACCUGGUCACAGAGGAAUGGACGUGUUUCUCAGAACUUCUGAUGACAAAUAUGACUGUCUUGAUGAGUUGGUGAAUUCUGAUAUUCUGGUUGAUUGUGGCUAGUUUCCUGUUUGUUUCUUUGUAUUUAUCAUGCCCCCCCUUCAGUUAAUUUAACCUAGUUUAUGAUCAAAUUUUUGAAGCUACAUGACAGACCCAUUACAGUACAUCCCAUCCAUCCUCCCCAGACUAAGAUAUUUUACCAGACGUUAUAGUAUGCCUGCCAACGGGUCCUGGUCGGAGGACGCUACGUGUUGGUGGUAUGUCCUGGUCGGACGACGCUACAUGUCGAUGGUAUGCCCUGGUCGGAGGACACUGUAUGUUGGUGGUAUGCACUGGUCGGAGGACACUACGUGUUGGUGGUAUGCCCUGGUCGGAGGACACUACGUGUUGGUGGCAUGCCCUGGUCGGAGGACACUACAUGUUGGUGGUAUGCCCUGGUCAGAGUACGCUAUGUGUUGGUGCUAUGCCCUGGUCGGAGGACGCUACGUGUUGGUGGUAUGCACUGGUCGGAGGACGCUACAUGUUGGGGGUAUGCCCUGGUCAAGGAUACCGUUCAUACAUAAAUAAAUACAUUUCAUAAAUACAGUUCAAAAAUAAAUAGUUAAUAAACAGUUGAUACAGUGCCUUUGGAAAGUAUUCAGACCCCUUGAAUUUUUUCACAUUUUGUUACUUACAGCCUUAUUCUAAAAUGGAUUAAAUGAUGUUGCUUUAGUCAAAUCCUUCUACUCAGCACACAUAGUGGACUGGUGUGUGUAUGUGCUUGUAAUUGGUUUGUAAACUUUAAAUGUUUCAAAUUAUCACUUUGAAUUUGCUUUAAUCAAUGUAUGUUUCCCUCUAUGUACGUUUAAUAUAAUGUUAUAUAAUAUUCAUUAAAUGAAAACAAUGGUUGAAAGUGAAACUUUUUUCCCUGAACUGCAUUACCCACUCCAGUCAGCAGAUGGCGAUGUGCAUUUUUCAGGCGAUGCUGCCUGAGUGUGACGUAUGAUCUCGUGAACGGGACCCUUCUUCAACAGUAACAGCUAAUCGCCACCUCAGUAGAACCGAGGUAAAGACAGUUUCAGGUUGGAUAUUUGACGGAUAUUCGCCUUUCGUUUUCCUGACAUCCACCAACUGCAGUUAGGAACUGUCAACAUAGUGACAAAUAAAAAUGUUCAAAUUUCAAUAGCUUUUUAACCAUUACUCCAAACACUUUCAAAACUGCUUGUAGCUAACCGGAUGGCA